UUUGUUUUCCCAAAUCCUCAAACCCCGAAUAGCUAUAUACUCUCUCUUUUGCCGACAGAACCUCCGAAACCCAAGCUUGCCAUCGGAGUCACUUCCUCACUUCCUCCAACCACCAGUUCUUUCAAAGAAAACCCCGCGUUUCUCACUACCCUUCAGUCAGUUAUUGCAGAGCAUGCUCACAAUGAUCCUGAUGUAGUGUCACAGGGGCAAGUAAUGGCUUUCACAAGCGGAAUGAAUCUUGCCGCCGUUGGUCGGGGAAAACCAAAGCGGAGACGAGACGCUGCCGGUUUAAAUGAAGGUCCAGAGGGUGGUGCAGAUUCGCCUAGAAGAGGUGGAUGGAUUCACAUUUCUGAUACGAGGAAUCCUCCGGAGUUUGCAAGGAGUCCAUGGCCGGAGGAUAUAUUCGGUAGCCUCGAAGUUGAUGGGAAUGGAAACAUUGAAGGAAAUUACCAACCCAGUGGUACCUACCGACUCAUCACAUCGAAGGGAAUCCUCGGUCUCAGUCCAUUCAUGCGGGAGAAACUUAUUCAGCGCCUUCGUUCAGAGGAGAAUAGUUAGCACAUCAAGUGGCUAGAAAUUGCAAUUGGCAAACUACUCCACUCCUGAUUAUAUAUACCCCUGUAGGAUAAAAAAGGGAUCGGUAAAUAAUUUAUGGCAGGCCAUUGCGCCAUCGUGAAGGUUGCGAUAUUUUAUCUUAAAUAAGUUUGGGAUCCCGCCGACAUUGUUGUGGAAUUGUGUGUGCAUAUAACCACGACACUGUAGGACUACAUGCAGCUUUGUCUUCCGGGUUAGCAUAACGCUGGCAUUAUAGCAAACAGCUGCUUACGAAACUCACCAACAAAGGAUUUCGAACAGAUCGCGUCAUGAUCCUAUCGAAUUACCUGUCACCCGGCUUAGAAGCAGGCCAAAUGAUAAUUGAGGCAACAUCCACGUCUCUCAUACUCUAUACUUCUCGUCAUAUUUUCGGUUACUUAUCGCACGGA
Molecule: messenger RNA, 983 nt
Organism: Histoplasma capsulatum G186AR
Lineage: Eukaryota; Fungi; Ascomycota; Eurotiomycetes; Onygenales; Ajellomycetaceae
Exons: 5
Coding region: 214-558 (114 amino acids)
Source: RefSeq, a predicted model, not a curated record